This is a messenger RNA of Spodoptera frugiperda (fall armyworm), 6628 nucleotides long. RefSeq lists its product as uncharacterized. Lineage: Eukaryota; Metazoa; Arthropoda; Insecta; Lepidoptera; Noctuidae. The coding region runs from base 616 to 3159 and encodes 847 amino acids. The transcript is spliced from 17 exons. The record is from RefSeq and is a predicted model, not a curated record.
UCUUAUGUCAGUUUGGCUUGCGCAGCCAGGUGGCGUUGUCGUUACGGUCGUUGCGCGCAAGCGUGCUCAGCUGAGGUGGCUGAAUGGACAUUGACAGAUCAGUUAAAUAAUUAUAAUUUAUUUUAUUAAAUAAAAAAUAAAUAAAACUAAUACAAUUAACCAAACUUGUGCUUUUAUUAGAAAAAGUGUUACAAAGUAUUGAUAUAAUCGAGUUAGUAUUGUGAAUGAGAUUGGAGAAAGAAGAGUUUUAAAAAAAUCGAUUGUAAAACGACGACAGAUUGUAUUUUCUUUAUUAUUUCGUGUGUUAAACGACUUUAGUUUUGCAACAAGUGUGAGCCCCGCUAGUCGUGCUGAGAACGGGUUUGGGAACCGUUGGGUUUUUUGUUUAUGUAUAUUUGUUUGUGGUACCUAUAUAUUCGCGAGUGAGUGUGGUGAGUCGUGUCCGUUAGUGAUGCUGCAAUCGGGUGCAAGUGGUCACCGUUGAGUCGUCAUCUCGCCACCUCUGCACGAUCAAACUGUCCAGUAGUACCGGCGGCGAGUGCAGCUUGGGCGGUCGAAUGAUGAGCGGCGCCGGCUGCCGUAGCCCCCCGCGCCCCCGCCGGCACCCCCGCCGAGAUGGCCGCGCUCUCCUGCUACCAGCCCUGCAGGUCGCAUCUCGCGCAGCCUGCUAGGUGUCUAGACGACGAAGAAGAUUGCCAGCAAGUGAACUUCUCGCUGCGGAGACAGCAGUUCAUCGAGAGAUGCCACGAGGCGCGAGGUCAACGCCCCCGUGACUCCAUCCCGGAGGUCUCGGUCAAGAGGACCAGGGAGGAGUUGGCCAAGCAUGCCUCGCAAGCCACACCGCUAAACCGCCGGCUCAACGUGGAAGCCGGCUGGUCCAAGGUCGAGGAAGUGAGGAAGAAGUUCGAAGGAGCUGCUAAUUGUCCCUCGUUUUCGAGGUCCUUUGAGUCGCCGCCCAGGCGUCGUCUCGCAGACUCGUUGUUCGCGAGUUUCAAACUCCCGCGCAAGUCGAGGGAAGGCAUGGCGGCCCCCAGGUCCCUGGCGCAGCCGCAGCAGCAGAAGAGGAAGUCUGCUGUCGAGCUGCUGGCGGAGACUAAGGCCUUCUACGUCAAGUCGGAGACUGUGCUCGAUAGGAAACAGGAGCUACCGUUGAGGAUGAGCAGUGGUCUGGGCCAGGCGAUCGCAGCCGGUGGCUGUCACCUCGUCAGCUCCGGAACGCUCAACCAAGAUGCUUGCUGCAAUCCCUACGCGACAACCCGCAGUACGGGUGCGCGGCGCGCGGUGAGUGCGGGCGAGGGCCUGCAGAGUACGCUGCGGCGCCUGCUCGACCACGCAGACAGCCGGGAGAACGUCUACUCGCCACCAUUCGCUGUCUGUACACUAUCAGCGCACAAAGUAUAUGCUGACACAAGACGGCUAAAAGACUCCUACCCAGAACGGGAGACCAUGCCUCGGUCACAGCACAAUUCUGGAACAUUCUCCGGAACAUUCUCGGGCACCUCCUCAUCAGGGACCUCAGGGUCUAAAGCCCAGAAGUCAGACCCUGACCAUAGAGAGAAGAUGAACAGGCCCCUGAGUUUUGGAGACGCGAGGGUCUUCUUCCCAGAGUCCUUUGUGAUACCACGACAGAGGGCCAGCGAAGUCGUGAUCAAGGGUGGAUAUUCUAUGCCGAGUUCCCACUCGAGUCCAGAGAACAUGGAGCUGCCUGAGCCAGUAGUGAGCGGGUCUGGAUCACCGGCGGACCCCAUCCCCACCAUCAGUCCACCGGCGCAGUACGCACACUCCGCACCCCGGUAUAUCAGGUACCAAGAAUCCAACUCCCACUCGCAGCCGAGCAUGCGAGAGGAUGACAGCGGCUGCCCCAACAUCAACAGCCACAAGUCGUUGCCAGACUUACACUCGCAGACCAGGUGCUAUCCGGAACACGCCAACGUAGGCCACACGGACACAAUAGGCCGGUCCCCGCGGCGCCGGCGCCACUCCACCCACCAGCGCACCGCCUCCUGCUCCUCCAAGGGCACGCGCUCCAACCACUCCUCUCUCAUGUCCUCCUGCGAGGCCUUCUCCGAACACCCCUCGCCUGGAGAGGAGAACUACCAGUCUUAUAAUAGUCGAUGUGGCUCGUCGUUCGCGCGCGACUCGGGCGGGUCGAGCGGGCACUACACGCAGCGCAGCGCGCCGCACGCCGCGCACGCCGCCCCCACCGCGCGCCACUCGCACCGCCGGACCGACUCCGGCUCCUCCACGCAGCAUGAACAUGAACACGCCAGGGGCUACAACUCGUACGUGUCGGAGUACGGCGCGCCCCUGGAGUGCUACGUGUCCGCGCCCCCGCAGUUCCAGGACGGCGCCCCCGACCCGCCCGCGCCCCCGGCGCCCCCGCCACACCACGCACACCAUCAUCACUAUACUCAUGCACCUAGAGUCGGGAUACAUUUUCAGGCGAGUGCGCCCCCGCCACAGUUCCAGGACGAGCCCCCCAUGUACGACUAUGGAGACUACGAGUGCACCUACAAGACCCCGCUCAAGUGUCUCAACGUCGGGCGCAAGGAGUACGCCAGGGAGUAUACGAGAUACCACGAGCCGAGCACGGAGCUAGUGAACAAGCAGCCGCAGUACCAGGAGCUGCGCAUGCGCCCGCGGCAGGAUGAUAACCAGGACUACGUCAAUGCUACGCAGAUAUGUCCACCAGAAGAAGUGACGUCACCACUGGGUACGUUCAAGCGACAGCGGUGUCUGCGGUACAAGCAGAGGCGACCCAGACCUAUACUGCGCUCCAAAUCUGAUAUCUCGGAUAGGUACAGACGCUCAGACGGCCGCAGCCCUGCAUCAGCCCCAUGCGAGGGCGAAGACUCGCCCGACAGUCCGUCAGAAGAGGCCUCGCGUCUCCAGGACUUCUUCGAGAGACUGGGCCUGGAGCCCCGUCAGUAUGAUGCACUGGUACGGGACGCUCCACCUGAUAGUCCCGUGUUCUUCUCAUCAGCUUCCACUGUGGACUCCAACCAGCUCGCUGCUACUGCUGAUUAUACGGUCCAAGGCCCAGGCGUUCAGAAACAAAUCUACAGGAACACAGAGCCCCCUAGCGUGGUGGAACGGAACGCUCGCAUCAUCAAAUGGCUCUGUCAGUGCCGAAAGACGCAAAUGCCACCGCCGCAGUGAACCACUCUAGAACUAUAGACAAAACUGUCACAACUACCCUUAGAUAGGCACAGCUCUAAAAGUUUGCGCCAUGAAAAAAGCAAUCUCAAAAGGCUAGUAUCUAAAAAUAGCGUUUUGGGCUUAAUUUAUGGUAAUACCGAAAAACCCGGUUCCAAACUUCAUGUAUUACUUCUGGAUUGCCAUACCAAAAAAGGCAAGUCGAAAACAAGGAGUUUAAUGUUUUAAAAAGUUUUAUAAAUCAAAUGCCCAUUAGAAUAUAACUUCUGGGUGUUUUAAAUGAUCUCAAAAAUUACUUCUUUCAUGGCACGAACUCCAUGAAAUCUAAUUCGAUUUAAAGGCUACUUCUCUUGAAGAAUUUAUAAACACUCUGCUAAAGACGCUAAUAUUCAUUAGAAUUCAAAUUAAUAAACGUAGAAAUCUCGAUAUCUGAAAAUCGAUUACUGAAUAAAAAAUCGCUCAAAUGACUGAUUCAUAAAAAUCGAUUUAAGAAUGACUAUGAACUAAGUCAGCAGUAAGCUUCUACUGAUACGGAUGCGAUUACAUCAUCGAUAAGAAUACUCGACUAAACUUAAUAAUCGAUUAACGAAAUGUUACUAAAUCUAAUGAGAGAACCAAAUGUUGCUCAUACGUCGAUAUAAAAUGACGCUUAGGUAAUUUCUAAUUCCUAAAACUAAGACUAGGUUUAGGCGUUUAAUAAAAGUUAGAUUUCGAUAUUUAAUAAUUCUUCGCUCAUAAAUUAAUGUCUUCACAAUGAUAAUAAAUAAAUAAGGUUUAAAUCAUGAGAUCUGGUCCAGAUAACACAAGCUUAACUAUCACUCAUCUUAAAUAUCAAAACAGUGUUAAUAAUUUAUCUGUUUAAUUGCCUUAUUGCGAAAGAAGUAAGUCUAAACAAAGGCUUUAAAACGAUUUCCUGUUAAAAUGGGCCUAAUAACUACAACCCCGACGUGCCAAUAACUCAAAAGGCCUAGCUCAAACUAAACUAAAGUAAAACACUGUUUUGCGACAUCUCCACCGUUAGGUAAUACCUAAUAGGUAAGUCAUAAAUGAUUUACACAACUAAGGCUGUGUGUAUCUGGACGAGUGACACGGCGAGCGAUCGCCGUCGACUGCUGGUAUUAUCUAAGCGAUACUAGUUCAUUAGUCUGUACGGUUCUUAAUGUAAGCGUCGACAUUAUUCUAAACGUUUUAGUAACGAUAUCGCGAUACCGAGUGUGGGCAUGGCUAGCAUUUUAAUACAAACUAUAAUAUUAUAUCGGCCUAAGUAAUAAGAAAGGCUAAUAACCCCAGGUUUUAUGAAGUGCAUUUCUGAACUAACUUUUUCAAACGGUCACAAUCUAGUGAUGUCACCACUGCUCAUAUUAGUCGAUUAAUAAUCGACUAAAAUUAAAAUGUCUAUCCAUGCUUUACUACUCGGUUCCAACGUAUAGCGUACGUAAUACUAUCUAAUAUAUUUUUGGUCGUAAAAUUGACUAUAAAGAGUUGAAAAAGUUUUUGAUUGUAAAUAGUAAAACAUAUUUUUGUCUCGACACUAUGUACAAGUUGCGAGCUUAGCCACGAGACGUGGAAAAUGUUAUUUUCGAAAAAGGAAAACAUGAUUGAAACGAUAGUUUGACUAUCCAACGGUUUCUAUAUUUAUUUUAUUUAGUAAAUUGUUUUGGAACAGUGUGCAUUAGACUCUAACAGCCUAAUUGUACAAUAAGCCACCUCAAGGCCUCAUGAAUUGAGUCUGUUAAUUUACCUAAUUAGAUAUUCUAAUUAUAUGACUUUUUACAUUUGAUCUUUCAUAAUUUUAUUGUCAAUGUUGAUCUACUCUUGUUUUAAAUCGAAUAGAUAAAAUUUUUGAAUAUGUUUAAACUGUUACAAUUUAAAUAAUGACUUCUAUAAUUUACUUGACAGUGAAGAUAACAGUCGAAACCAAAAUAUUAAAAAAGAAUAUGUUCCUCAUUAUGGAUUUGUCUGUAUUUAUAUUAUUUAUUUAUAUUGUUGUAGUUAUAUAAGACUUAUCGUACCUACAUCCGAGUUUUGGGAGCACAAAAUGAUCGAAGUAAUAUAUUUUUGUGCCAAAAAAUUAGGUAAUAUUUUCAUGUAACUAUAUUUCAUUUGAAUACUGCCUUUGUCGACUAAGUUCCGUUGUAAUGUAAGUGGUAAACAAAUGAUUUCAAGAUUUCGCAACAUAAAAAUUGUAGACUUUCUUACCGACAUAAAUCAAGUAAUUAAAAAUAAAUCUUUACGUAAGUAUUACAAUUCCAUUAAUUUAAUUCGAAUUAAUCUAAAAUUCAAAUAAUAGUGUCCAAAAACAUUAUUUUCCUUCUUCAGUUUUAAAAGUCAAUGUAAGAAUUUAAUCAAAAAAAUCAUGUGGACUAAAGACAAUAUAAAAAUAAUCGAAAUAAUUUAUGUUUUACGUCUUAAAGCAUAAUAUUUAACUAUAGUUACAAUAACGCAACAAUUAAAGUAUUUAAUCGUUCAUAAUAUUAUGUAAAUAACCAUUAGACUGGUCUAAUCUCAAUAGUUUAGUUAGAAUAAGUAAAUUACUAUCAUUUUCAUGUUUUUUUAAAUGAAAUUUACGCUUUUGCGCAGUCAAAACUGACCUCUCUGAAGUUAGCCACUCUUCUGAGAGAGUGGGAUGCAAGUAUACGUAAACAAUAAUAAGUGAGAGAGACAAAACAAUGCAUUUGUAGCUUACUUCAUUUCUUUGGUUGCUUGACUAUCGUUUUGUUUUACAAAAUUUUAUUUUCUGUGAUAUUGGUGUCUAGAAUUUGCGAAAAAGCUGUUGGAUGUAUGACAACCAUUAUAUCUGGAUAGUGGAUGUAAUUUUAAAGGUAACAAGAAAAUACGAUUGUUGUAUUUGAACUCACUAGAUCAUACUUCUAGUGAUUGAGGGCAGUGUAAGCUCUUUAAGAACUUUACUAAUGUGAUGUAUAGGAACAGUAAAGUAUAUACAUCAUAUGUCUAUCCAAAGUUAUGGUGAGUUCAAAUACAUCAGUCCAUAAUUUGUUUCUCUUUACAUCUACUAUUUCCAAAUAAAUGAUUGGGCAUCGCAUCGUGAUACCGUAAUGAGUUAUACUAUUAACAGUUCUUCGCAUUUAUUUUUGCAAUUUAUUUGCUAUUAACCUAAUCGAUUUUUGAUUGUUAGGCGAUUCUUAAUCGAUUUUAAUUCAAAUUAUAAUAAAUAUUUUGCGUGCUCCGCGAAGUAAUUAAGAUCAGUUAAAUGAUUUCAAAUGUUUUACCUAAGUUACUUCAUUAAUAAAUAUGAAAUUGAAUGAAUAGAAAUUAAUACUUUAACAACUCGACUAAGGAAUUUUACCUUCAAUUUAAUUAUUCUGUCUGUAUAGUUAAAAAUGUAUUGAGAAUGGUUAGCAUUACAGUAUUAGAAAGUUUAGCAUUCGAUGCUUCCAUUAAUUGUGUAAAUAAGAUUUACGUAAAUUGUUAGAAGUUUAUCGUGAAGAAAGAAUUAUAUUGUGGUCUGAUA